Suillus bovinus is the source of this 2550-nucleotide messenger RNA. RefSeq lists its product as uncharacterized. The record is from RefSeq and is a predicted model, not a curated record. Lineage: Eukaryota; Fungi; Basidiomycota; Agaricomycetes; Boletales; Suillaceae. Bases 108 to 2102 code for a protein of 664 amino acids. The transcript is spliced from 11 exons. Gene Ontology annotation, molecular function: SUMO activating enzyme activity. Gene Ontology annotation, biological process: protein sumoylation. Gene Ontology annotation, cellular component: SUMO activating enzyme complex; cytoplasm.
CUUUUCGGCGCUGCCUUACCUUUGAUUUCUUGCAGUCGUCAGCAGAGCACGGGCUGACAUUUUCGGAACUAUUUUCGAGGAAACUUCACUUUGCUGCCUCCCGUGGAAUGUCAAGCUCUUCUAUGAACGGCGCUCGCAAUACAUCAUCUCGAUCUACUCAUGCACAAGCCAUCUUGGGUCCCGAGCUUUGUGAGAGGUUGUCUGAGACGAAAGUUCUACUGGUUGGGGCAGGAGGAAUAGGAUGCGAACUUUUGAAGAAUAUCGUCUUGACUGGCUUCGGCCACAUAACCCUCCUUGACCUAGACACCAUAGACCUUUCGAACCUGAAUAGGCAAUUUCUUUUCAAAAAGAAAGAUAUCAAACAUAGCAAAGCUAUGGUAGCAGCCCAAACUGCUGGCGCUUUCAACCCCAACGUCAACAUUCAUCCCAUUCAUGCAAACAUAAAAGAAGCACAGUUUGACAUCGAAUGGUUUAGUCGUUUUGACAUCGUCCUAAACGCACUAGACAAUCUCGAUGCGCGAAGACAUGUUAAUAAGAUGUGCAUGGCUGCUGGUGUUCCUCUGGUCGAGUCUGGCACUGCCGGAUACCUUGGUCAAGUACAGCCUUUGCUCAAGGAUCGCACAGAAUGCUUUGACUGUGUGCCGAAGCCUACUCCGACGACUUUCCCGGUGUGCACGAUCCGGUCUACACCGUCUCAACCCAUUCACUGCAUUGUCUGGGCGAAGAGCUACCUGCUACCGCAACUAUUUGGUGAGGACGAAGAUGGGACAGACGAACUUGACGAAGCGGAGAAGCAAGGAGAAAACGCCGAAGAAAUUGCCGCUCUGCGCAAAGAGGCACUCGCAUAUAAAGCAGUUCGAAGCGCACUGCGCUCCGCGCAGACGACGGAGGAUGUGGCUCAACGUGUCUUCAAGAAGGUUUUCCACUCGGAUAUCCUCAAUCUGCUAUCGAUGUCUGACAUGUGGCGUGCACGUGCGGCACCGACGCCUCUUGAUUUCAACGCUAUUCAGGAAGGUACAUUUUUCAUACAACGACCCUCCAACUCGAGUACAGCUACCGGGAGUGCGCAGACCAUUCACUUCCAGCCAGCGAAUGGCCACGUGAACGGCAAGACACCUUCGACGUCUAGUUCGUCGAACGGAGUUUCGGGACUAAGGGAUCAACGAGCACUCAGUUUGCACGACACCUUGGAGCUUUUCAUAUCAAGUACGAAUCGACUUGCCGAGCGGCUUCGCAAAGGUGAAGACACCAUUUCCUUCGACAAAGAUGACGACGAUACGCUCGAUUUCGUUACCGCUGCUGCAAAUCUUCGUUCUGCUGCAUACUACAUCGAUCGCAAGACACGUUGGGAGAUAAAAGAAAUGGCAGGAAAUAUCAUUCCCGCAAUUGCGACCACCAACGCCAUCAUUUCCGGCCUUAUAGUUUUGCAAGCAGUCCACCUCCUUCGCAAAUCAUAUGCGCAACUGCGCAAUGUCCACGUGCAGUUCAAACCAACCAAUCCUCUUAGCACAAGCACUAUGUGCCCACCGAAUCCUAAAUGCGGCGUCUGCCGAGACACCUACACCACAGUUCUGUGCGACCCUGCUCGUGUAACACUAAGUGAACUUGUAGAUGGUGUACUGGGCAGUGACAAAAGGGAGGUCAGCGUCUACGAGGACAAGCGCAUCCUCAGUGAUCCCGACUGGGACGAUAAUCUUGAACGGACACUAGAGAGCUUGAAUGUUGGAAGAGGCAAGUUCUUGACAAUCGUGGAUGAGGAUGAAAAGUGGGGAACAAUUGUAGUUGCGUUGAGCAUACUACCACCUAAUCAUCUAUCUGAUGGCCCAGCGUACAUACUUCCAUCACCACUACCAUCGCCUCCCCGUCUAGAGAAGCAGCAGUCAACACCCCCUCCCGCCCCAUCUCGCAAACGGUCCGCCCCAGAUGACGAAAUUGUGGAAGUCGGGCCAUUUGCCAAACGCGCAAAGACGGAUAUAAAUGGCGCACCAUCAAUACCGGAUAUCGCGAGUCCGAACAAGAGGAGGAGGUUAGAGGAGGACGGGCUACUGAUGUUGAGCAGCAAGGAUGACAAGAUAGAGGACGACGUGAUUGAAAUUGAUUGAGACUCUUACCCUGUUUGUUCGUUCUGCCUAUGUUAUUGGAUGUUUUAAGUGCCUCAGUUGCAGACAUCGAGUGGGCAUAGUAUUACUCAGAGAUGCAACGUUACUGGCGGGCGGUAUGGCAGCUCGAAUGAUCAUUGUCAACUACAGUGUGCGCACAUGCACACGGAGUGGUAAUCUCCAGCUGUUUUGACUUUUCUCGUCUUAGGUUCACGUCAAAAUGCUACUUUAAUAAUUUGCACAUUAGUACGGUAUCCGGUGUGCGAUACGCAACAAUUAAUAUUACAGUUCCUUACGUACUGAGCGUAACAACAAUUGAGUGCAUGACACAACAUAUCAAAGUGUGCAACACUGUCUACAAGUCUUGUGUUGUAUCACAGCAGGAAGAAUUUGGUCAGGGUAAAGUAGAUGGCACUGGUAAACCUGAGGACACAAGAGAUUAGACGGCAAC